Molecule: messenger RNA, 6655 nt
Organism: Mus caroli (Ryukyu mouse)
Lineage: Eukaryota; Metazoa; Chordata; Mammalia; Rodentia; Muridae
Product: KIAA0930 ortholog
Source: RefSeq, a predicted model, not a curated record
GGGCGGGCGGUGGCGGAGCUGAGGAUCGCAGUGCUCCGCUGUGCUCCGAGGUCGGCGGCGGCGACGGCGGCGGCGGCGGCGGCGACGCACACAAAAGCGGAUUGUGGCUUCACUGGUGCUCGCGGCGGGCGGCAGCGGGGCACGGGCGGCGGGGCGUGUCGGUGGCCCCCGCGGGCGCGGCGCGGGCGAUGAGCCGGGGCCCGGCAUGGCCUCCGCGCGGCCGCCGGGCAGGGCCUGUGCCUCGGCGUCCGCGCCCGCGGGGCUCCGGGCUGGGCCGGCCGCCUCCCGGGAGUCCGUGGACAGCAGCGAAGCGGAGGAGCGCUCGUUGCAGCACAUGCUGCGCGCCAUAGCCGAGGAGCGCGGACGCCUUAGCCUGCGCCGUGAGGUCUGCGGCCUGGGUUGCUUCAAGGAUGACCGCAUCGUCUUCUGGACGUGGAUGUUCUCUACCUACUUCAUGGAGAAACUGGCUCCCCGACAGGAUGACAUGCUCUUCUACGUGCGCAGGAAGCGAGCCUACCCAGGCAACGAGGGCACCAUCGAUGGGAGGAAGGCUGAGGCUGAGCCCGAGGUGGAGGUAGAAGUGUACCGGAGAGACUCUAAGAAGCUUCCGGGCCUGGGAGAUCCUGACAUCGACUGGGAGGAGAGCGUCUGCCUGAACCUCAUCCUGCAGAAGCUGGACUACAUGGUGACCUGUGCUGUGUGCACGCGUGCCGACGGGGGUGACAUCCACAUCCACAGGAAGAAGUCCCAGCAAGUGUUUGCCUCCCCCAGCAAACACCCCAUGGACAGCAAAGGAGAAGAGUCCAAGAUGAGCUACCCCAACAUCUUCUUCAUGAUUGACAGCUUUGAGGAGGUGUUUAGUGACAUGACUGUGGGGGAAGGAGAGAUGGUUUGCGUUGAGCUGGUCGCCAGCGACAAAACCAACACGUUCCAGGGUGUCAUCUUUCAGGGCUCCAUCCGAUACGAAGCACUCAAGAAGGUGUACGACAACCGCGUGAGCGUGGCUGCUCGCAUGGCCCAGAAGAUGUCAUUUGGCUUCUACAAGUACAACAACAUGGAGUUUGUGCGCAUGAAGGGGCCUCAGGGCAAGGGCCAUGCAGAGAUGGCAGUGAGCCGAGUGUCCACCGGUGACACAUCCCCCUGUGGGACCGAAGAUUCAAGCCCAGCUUCGCCCAUGCAUGAGCGGGUGACCUCCUUUAGCACCCCGCCCACCCCAGAGCGAAACAACCGGCCUGCCUUCUUCUCACCGUCCCUCAAGAGGAAGGUGCCAAGGAACCGCAUCGCCGAGAUGAAGAAAUCACACUCAGCCAACGACAGCGAGGAGUUCUUCCGAGAGGACGAUGGUGGAGCCGACCUGCACAAUGCCACCAACCUGCGGUCUCGGUCCCUGUCCGGCACAGGACGAUCCCUUGUCGGGUCCUGGCUGAAGCUAAACCGAGCUGAUGGGAACUUCCUUCUCUAUGCACACCUGACCUAUGUCACUUUGCCGCUGCAUCGGAUCUUAACAGACAUCCUGGAAGUACGGCAGAAACCCAUCUUGAUGACCUAGUGUGUGUGGAGCCUGCACGGAGCCCCGGCCCUGCCUGGCCCUGGGAAUGCUGCCAAGUGCCUACCUGUCACCGCCAACCGGGGUCUUCUGUGACAAGCCAGCACCGGAGCUACAGCCAGGCAGGGCCACUCGACUCCCGGGGCCAGGGCCGACUCCAUGAACACCAGCCCAAACUGAAGUGCCUCGUCCUCCCUCGCUGGCUCUGCUCCCACCCUGUGCCCGCGCUCAGCCCCCUCUGCCUAUCUGAGAGCCUUCUGCUCCCAAAGAGGGCCAGAGACACCAAGAGAUCAUAGAGAGCGUGAGGGGCUGCCAGCUUCCAGAAUGUUCUUAGACCUCCCAACCUCGGCUCCCGUACCCCUGCUGGGGCUCUGUGCCAGGCAACUGUCCACACAUCCUACACAAAGCCAGUGGAAGGUUUUGUAAUGCAGUACUGACGAACUUCAGCUCGAGAGUUGGUCCCAACUUGUUCCCCCAGAGUUCUUGUCACAGUGGGUCCCAGCUGGGGGUCAGGGGACAUGAGCUGUUUGUCAGCUGGGAAUACCUCGCCCUAUGCCCAGCUCCAGAAUGGGUCUCAACCUCCAGCUGGGCAGACAGUCCCCGAUCCCCCAGAAUGGCCUUUGCUUCCAUCCAAAGAACACCGCCAACACACACACCUCCGACCCCGAGACGUCCUGCGUUGAUCUCGGCUCUCCGGAGGGACGCAGAAUUCGGUUCUGAAGGAAAGUGGGAGGGUACUUCUGCUGAGGGAUGUCUGAUGGGGACCGGGGUGGAACCCUCCUGGGAAGGUUGUAGGCAGAACCACCCUGGGGCCAGAGCUUAGAGCGAGGCUGGUGCUGUCCCCUUUGCCCCGUGCUUUGGUCAGCAUGCUGGUCUUGUCUUCAGCCUGGCUUUCUAGGCAGAGAGGAGACCAGGCUUCUCAUGAGUCUGCAUUGUCCUCGGUGGGUGCAAGUGGCCAUGUGGGUCAUCAGCCCACGCCUCACCCUGGCAGUGUGCUCUAACUGAGGCCUCCUCUACCCAACUGGAAUAAACUGGAAGCUGGGCCUCCUGUUGCUGCUGGGUCUAGUGCCCCAGAUCCAGAGAGCUCAGCUGUGUAUGUCGAGCUCAGUCCCUCUGAGUUGGAGAGCAGGCAUGGGAGCGCGGCUCCUGUCUGGCUCCAUUCCUUGGUCUCUGGGAGUGGGCACUACUUUGGGGCUUUCUCCAGAUUUUGUAUGUUGUUAUUAAAAGCGAGCUAUUGCAUUUCAUUCUGCCUCAGUUUGCCCACCUGUAAAAUGGGGCUGAUACCACCUACCUCACUGAAGUUGCCAGGGUUCAAGUGCAUGGCUGGGUCAGGGUUUGCUCACCUGUCAUUCUUCGUAGCUCGGUUGGGUCUUAGCUGUUACGCAGUGAGGAAGCUUGCCUCCCCUGCCUGCUCUGAAAUAACUCCUUCCAAAAGCACGGACGAGUAGUGUAAGCUUAGACACUGGUACUGUGCUGGAGCCUGGGUCCCGAUGCUAAUCUAACCAUCACAGCAGAUUCACAUCCUGUUCUGGAAUGCCAGAGUACCUCAGGUUUAUGGGUGUGGCCCUCCGGUCUAGGAUAGCCAUUCCUCCUGUAGGGCGUGUGAAUGCUGUCCCCACAGUUUUAUCUAGGGAGGUCACAGACCUGCCACUUCAGGAACCUGGCCAUUCUGUGGUCUGAAUACAGGGGAAAUAUAUCUUAGGGGAAAUAUAGCUUAGUGUGGCUUCUGUGGAAGACUGAGGCAGUCUAGGGCUUAUUGUAAUUCCAUGGCUUCUCUUCUGGGUGUUCCCUCUACCAGAGCUCAGCCAUACUCUCUUGGCUGGACUAACGGUGAGUACAAGCACUUUGACUCUGUGUGGCACUCAAGCAUACUGAUCCCCGCUCAGGUACCACCAUUCCCUACGUAGAGGAGGGAAGCACCCUAGAGACACUGUACAGUGGCAGGAGGCAAGCUUGGCCUGCGCCCCAGCCUAUGGUUUGAACCAUACGGCUGUCCUCGAGGACACAACUAGACAUUUAUUUGGUCGCAGUUCCUCUUUCUCCAGAGGGCACUUUUGAGUUUCAAACAUGUUCAGAGGCCCCUUGAGAACUGGGUUAGGAUUCUGACAUCAGAGGGCAUGACAUGGUGGCACUUGUGUGCAAUCCUAGCCCUGGGGCUGAGGCAGGAGGAUAGUUUCUGGACAGCCUGGGCUACUUAGCAAGACCCUGUCUCAAAGUGACAAAUGACAGCAGAAGCACCCAGAAUCCUGGGGAUGACAGUUUGGCUUCUAGGGCUGUCACUGAUUUUCUUGGGGACAUGUCUGGCCUCACACAACACAGGGUGACAAGGAACAACUGGAAUUCAAGUGCAGUUGUGUUGUGCGGAAACCUAGGUCCAGUCUUCAGGACACUCAGAAACAAAUGCUGCUUCCUGUGUGUCCCUUGGAGGAGGCAUUCCUGUUUGUUCAGGUAGCAUCCAUCUUGCCUCCUGGGAUCUUGCUAGCAUCCAGACUGCCUACAGUGAGGUAGCCCAGGCUCAUUAUCCCCCAAAGGAUUAUUAUUGAAAACACAGGCAAAAAAUAAAUACGCUAGGCAUGGUGGCAGCCAGGUCUACAUAGCAAGUUCGGGACAGCCAGGGCUAUAGAGUGAGACCUGUCUCAAAAACCAUUUCUUUUGAGACGUCCUAUCCCCUGUGUAUUUAGUUGGUCCAGUUGUGUGUUUGUGUGUGUGUGUUCAUAUUCAUAAGUUUUAAAUUUCUGGUCUAAACUCUGGAUGUGCUGAGUUUUAGGUCCUGUCUGUUUUCCACAUUGGCUGUUUUUUCCCACUUUAAAGUCUGAGUAUCUUAACAUCACCCCGUCACACAGCUUCUCUGUUUAGGUUCCCUUACCUUUGUAUCGUUAAGUAGGGCUGUCCCUGUGGACACGGUGACCCUAAAAAGUAAAUAUAACACUCAAAAGGGACAUGAAUGUGCAGGUACCAUGGGUCUGGGUUCACCUGCUUCAUAGAAGUCGCUGACCUUGGCACGCGGCAGGUGCUGCCUUCUGUGGCUGGACCUGAAGAGUGGAGCUGGGGUCUGGAGACCUCGUGUAAAUAUCGUGAGCUUGAACCAAAUGUAGCCUCUUGGGGCCUCUGCAUUGGCCCUUCCAGGGAGGAAGUCAGAAUGCUGCCCUGUCCUUGUAGGUGAGGAGUGGUGAGUAGAUGCUGACACGCACCUCCCAACCUUCCUCUGAGCCCCUGGGACAAACAGCCACUGUUAGAACAUCACACACGAAGUGAUUUGAUAGCCUGUGGCUGGGGUGGAGAUCUGAGUUCUGUAAUAGGGAGAGCCCCACAAGUGGAGGAAGCCAUGGAGUUCGGUGUUUAUCUACUUCCAAGGUGACUUCAGGCCAUGAGUUGCCAAUAGGGCUCUCUUGUUUUUGAAGCAGGGUCUCUAUAGCCCAUGCAGGCUUCAAACUUAACUGUACAGCAGAGGGUGAUCUUGAACUCAUGAACCUCCUUCCACUUCCAUGUGUUGGUGUUAACAGGUUUCCACCACCAUGCCGGUUUUAUGCUGUGCUAGGGAUACUCUCAUCCUCUGGGCUGCUCCCCUCAGCUCUCUUACCUUCUUUUGACCUCAGCCCCUUCCUUUGUAGAUCAGGACACUUGAUGCAAAUAGCAGUGUUCUUUCUUUCAAAAUUGUUAUAUGAGAAUUUACACUUACAAAAAUGUUUUUUGCUACUUCAAAACUUCUGAUUUCUACAAAAACAAAUUUCAAUGAAGACAUGAGGUAGCACACAUAGAAUGUGUUAGUGUGUGAAUUAUGAGUGGCUUUCCCUUGAACACCCACAUCCAACAGGAGGCCAGCCUCUCAAGGCAGGCUUAGUGGUGGCUGUUGACUUUGUGAUUCCAUCUUUCUUUGAGACAUUGCAUUAUAUUUUAGAGACAUUUAAAGUGAAUUUUCUUUUAAAUGCCCCAAUCUUUAAUACGUGUUUCACAUUAAUACAAACAAACAGCAAAUCAAGGGAAUGACCUUGACUUUGAUAACAUUAUGAAAAUGGUAUCUCCUGGGGCUGACAGACGCCAUCCCGCAUACUGGUUGGUCUGUGAAGACCCUGUGAGGGGGAUAGUGACCACCCUAGCCAGAGUGUGGGCAUUUCCAAAGCUGACCACAUGAUAAAUUUUGGGCUCGGUUCUGUGCUCCCAUGAAAAUACACCCUGGCAGUGUUUGUACUGCAAACUCUCAAAGCUUUUCUAAGAGAACCCCCUAAAAACCAUCACAGUAGCAGGAAGAUAGCUGGAAUAGAAGUUGGGACCCAAAAUGGGAGUUUAGAAAAGAUCCUGGCAGGCAUCUGACUUUCCUUGUUGCGGGAGCUCCUCUGCAGUGGGGGUGGGGGGAGGGGGGAGGGAGGAGCAUGGAGGGUGAGAGCAUCUGGCUGGCUUUUUCUAGGGCCUGUAAACAACACGGGUCAGAAAUAUAGCCACCUUCCAUGCAAAUGGGUUUCUAAAACAUGCCAAAUGACUUAUGUCACAAAGAAUAGGUCCUAAUAUACUGUAUACCCCAGGGUUAGACCUGCAGUGGAGACAGAGAAAGGGAGACUGAGAGGACAUAUAGUAAGGAACCAGGUUUUUCUGAACUGCUACCUCCAACUACAAGGAGGUGGGAAGGAGGCAGCGGCUUGGCAGGAAACCCAUGCCCUUUCAAGUGGCCUGAAGCCUCUGCCCUGGAAGCUGGCUGCCCUGCUGGCCUUCCAUCUCCCAGCUGCCUUGGGAGGGCAGUUCUGCUCUCAGGUCUUUUAUCCUGACUCAUUCAUACCUGUAAGGAGCCGCUGUCAGCCUGGAAGAGAAUGUUCCCCGGAAAGGAAAGGAGUGUAAAAUAAUGCAGUCUCUGUAGCUCAUUGUAUAUACCCAUGUCAACUGGAGACAUCAGACUUUGUGCUUGUUAAAGGGAAGGAAGCUGGGAAAUGUGAGGAAGGAGAAGCUUGCUUUGGGGAUGGGCGAUGAAUGUUCCUGUUGUUAAGUGUCACCCACUUGCCUCCUACAGCCUCAUGUAAGCCAGGGAGCCAUCAAAACUUUUCUCUCUUCUAUGUGGAUGGCUCUUUCAUUUUGGACUCUGACUUUAAUAAAGCAAUUAGGUUGCUCAGUUUGAAAUAA